Messenger RNA from Aplysia californica (California sea hare), 1251 nucleotides. Its product is annotated as B-cell lymphoma/leukemia 11A. The record is from RefSeq and is a predicted model, not a curated record. NCBI's taxonomy places the organism in Eukaryota, Metazoa, Mollusca, Gastropoda, Aplysiida, Aplysiidae.
CUGUGUUCUUUGUGGAUGAAAAUAGUUUGUUAGAAAAGACAUGUUUACUCCAUUUGGGAAAGUCUUUUCUUCAAAUGUACCAUCGGUUUGUUUCUCUCGUACGUUAAUCGUGUAUUAAACAUCACCUUUGUUUAGUUGUGGUCUUUUGCCUGUUGUGAUAAGAAACAAAGGAUUCGUGUUCUAUCAGUUUACCUUUCUGCCAAGUUUCUGAAUACAGGUGCGGAUGUAGGUAACCUUGGAAGAAUUUUUUUCGGUUCGCUAAAGCUCAAGGUGUUGAAAAACAAUGCUCUCUUGAGCCUUUGGUCGCGAUUCAUCACUUCAGAAACACGUGUUGUAAUCCACUUCUCUCGCACUCACGCAAUCGCACAAGAAAAGGCUAGCCUAGCGGGCGAAAAGAAAUAAACCGGGGAAAAGUCCUAUUAAGUUGCAGGCCUAAACACCCCUCCAUAAAAGUAGGUUGCGCCGGCCGGUGAGGUCACUAGAUUGCAGCACAAAGUGCGAGCCACUGACUUGAUUGACCGCCUGCCACGGAGAGGCGUGACGGCUACACAACACACUAGCGGGCGAUCCUACUACACGCUAGGGCAGAACGUUUAUUUUUUAACUGUUAUCCUCGUAACAGCAAAACACCUGAUCCGUGUGAGGCGUUAGUUAGCCACGCUUGGCAACCCGCCGGCCACACAGACCAACGCUCCCCGACCCGGACUGAGAGCACACAGGCCGCACGCUACCAGUGGUCGAAUGCGAGCCGCUAAGAACAGGAGUAGAAGAAACGCGGAAACAGUACGGUGUUCUUGUUAUGAUUGUGUUUAGACGAGUUAUCGCCUUUUAUUGUUGUGACGGGGAAGAGGUCAGUUGACUUAGCGCCCCAUUCAUCCGAUUGAUCCAAUCAGGCCAAUCUCCUGCCCUCAAGCCUCUUAUCUCGCGAGAGUCGCGACUGGUCACACGCCCACUGGUCACUUCCUCACUGGACACGACGGUUGGCCUGAGAUGACCCGCGGCUAUUAAGGGCCUUGUGAGUACCAUACAACGACUAGGGUGGAAUAAUUGAAUAUUCAGAGGAUUCAGAAGUGCCUGUGGAAAAGCAAACAUUCAUUAGUGUGGACUACCGAGUGGACUGACGCCAUCUUUGUUGUUUUUUCUUCUUUGUCCGAAUGACGGCUAACGGGGACCAAUGUUUUGAUGAAGAGUCCUGAGAGAUGUCACGCCGAAAACAAGGCAGACCUCAGCAGCGGAAAACGCUGGAUUCGC